This is a messenger RNA of Penicillium nucicola, 498 nucleotides long. RefSeq lists its product as uncharacterized. The coding region runs from base 1 to 498 and encodes 165 amino acids. NCBI's taxonomy places the organism in Eukaryota, Fungi, Ascomycota, Eurotiomycetes, Eurotiales, Aspergillaceae. The record is from RefSeq and is a predicted model, not a curated record. The transcript has 2 exons.
AUGAUUCAGGAAGGAUCUGAAUUAACAGCUCCACCCGCCGCCCCCAGAAGCAGCAUUUCCUUCGGUGGAUUUUCUAAACCUUUGUCUUCGAAUGUAUCUCAGUUGAUUCAACCCUAUCUUUCCCAUAAUCCACGUUCCCACCUUCCGUCUCUCAAAAAGGAACAACCUGCUACUCAUGGCAAUGUGUACGGUAGGAAGCCUUUUCGUGCAGACCGCCCAAUCCAAAACCAUGGGACAGGCGAUAUUCGACCAGUUGAACAAAGCAGCUCUAGCUUCGAUGCGUAUUUCAACCGCUCAUAUAAAUCAAUUCGCGAAAACUUUAAGUCUGAUGGAAAAUAUCAGUGGGAAAAUUACAUCUCACGAGGGUCUGAUGCCGGUCUCGCUAUCAUCCAGGCGGCUCUCAUCGGUCACACAUAUGCAAUGCUAUCAGGUGUGAGUAGUAAUCGAUUACCGGCUCAGAUGUACAUUUCUAACCGAAAUUACUGCCACGACACCUGA